AUAUGAUAAGGCAAUCUCUUGGAUAGAUUAAGCAUUAUAAAUUGAUCCAAAUAAUUGUAAUUCAUUAUUUACUAAAGGUAUGUUUAUAUUUUAAUUUAUUAGCGGAAAUUUUAAGGGGACUAAAUUAAUUUUCUGGAGCAAUCAUUUUUGCAGAUUAAGCUUUAUCAAUAAAUCCAAAGCAUUGUAAUUCAUCAUAUUCAAAAAGUACUCAUAUUUUUUUAUUUAAAGGUGUUUCAUUAUUUUCAUUAAAUCAAUUUAAUGAAGCUCUGA
Messenger RNA from Paramecium sonneborni, 270 nucleotides. Lineage: Eukaryota; Ciliophora; Oligohymenophorea; Peniculida; Parameciidae. The record is from the annotation of a GenBank genome assembly.